ACGCAAUGGACUUUUAGUUGUUCCGUGGACUUGCCCAACAUUGUGCGCGCCUCAACGCGAAGCCACAUUACGCGCACGUCAUACACUACUUACUCAUCACUUCUAAAAGCACAGCGCAGCGACAGCGUUGCAGCUGCUUCUUUUUUUUUGUAUUUGUUUUUGUUUUGUGCGCGUGUUUUAUUAUAUUCAUAUAUAUAUACUUUUUUUUUGAUGAUUGCGUUCUCGAUAAUUUUGCAUUCGGUAGUGAACGCGUCUUAUCGCAAGAAGGCAGUGUCGACAGUCGUCAGCCGCACAGCGUCAAAGCGUCACAGUUGUAACAAAAGCAAAAAUUAACCACCUUUCAAGCGGUUUGAGAUUGUGUGAGCAGGAAGGUAGUUAGAAAAGGAAAAUACUGUUUAACAACAACAACAAAAAAUAAAAAAGUAUAGUGUUCUACUGAAAACAUUUUGUUAGCAAUUACAUAAGACUUAUUACUUGCGUUAUUUGUGUUUUUGUUGUAUUUGCUUAUUUGCUUUGAACUGCUUAAAUUGUGUGUUGUUGACGCAGCUCGUGGCUCGUGUUAAUUACACACAUUGGAAACACGCGCUCAAGUGCCUAAACCAACAAAGUGCGUGUGGUCCGAAGCGUCGAUUGUUGCGCUCGUGCCGCGCUUGUCAUUCGACGGAAGAAACAGUUUGCGCCCAAGUGCCAGUUAAUUGCCGACGCGGCGCCGCCUCACCAGCCGCGACUAUAGACCAAGCAGCCACACGAAGCUUGUUAGCGCGCCACCAGGAUUUUUAUGUGUGAUCUAUUGGUGUCUCAGUUGCGGCAGCGCGAAACCGCAAACGACCAAUCAUCUCAGUGACCACAAGGCUGGGCAGCGCUUGGAAGCGCAUACGCAGUUGCAGGCAGUGCAAAGUAGGAAGUAAAAAUAUAGAUAAUUAUUUCGAAAACAACAAAAAACAUUCGCACAUACAUUCUUACAACAAAAACAACAAGAGGUUGUUGUUGCCAAUCAAUUUGUUUGUUAAUAUGCCAGCGGUUUUUGCUUGCCUUUAGCGCUGCGGUUGCAAUAGUGUCUCGCUACUUUCUUGUUGUUUUUAUGCGAACGUCAAAUUCGAUUUUUAUGACUUUUUGAGCGCGUGACUAAGCGGUGAUUUAUGGUGGCGUGUUGUUUUUAAUAUUCAUACACUCGCCGUGGCAUCCACAAGCGAACGCAGCAGCAUGCCAGUGAGGCAGCAAUAAGAAGAGGAAGAAGAAGAAAGAGAAGAGCUACAACAACAACAACAACAACGCGAUCAUUCUCUACCCACAAUUUAACGGCUAAAAGAACGAAGCGCUAGUGGUAGAAGUCAUAUUAACAACAACAACAACACCAAAACUAACAACUACUACUACAACAGCUAUCACAACAACUGCCACAUCAUCGAUUGCCACCAGCAAGCUGGUCGUUAGCUUGCGUAGGUGCGCUUGCGCAGCAACUGGCAAUCACUAAGCAGCCACGGAGACAGGCAGCCAGCGAGUUAACCAACAGUUCGCUGUAUAUUGGGAGAUAUCCUGCUGCGCAUGCGCGAUGGACUCCUCCACAAGCCCGAAUGCCGCUGGCAACAGUAUGCAACAACACCAACUACAAAACCGCGUUAAGCAGCAACUGCAUAUGAAGCAACAGCAACAACAACAUGCACAGCUGAGACAGCAGUCACAACAGCAAUCACAGGCACAGCUAGGCAUGCAACAGGGUCAGCAACAGAAAUUACCACAACAACAACAAUUGCAAAAGUUUAAACAGCAAAUGCAAACACAGCGCCUACAGCAACAACAACAACAACAGCAACAACAUGCGCAAUCACAACAGCGACAUGUGCAUGUGCAAUCCUCAACGGUACAAUUUCCAGCUGCAACAACAAGAGCAACGAAUGCUGCCGCCACAACCGCUGCUUUGACCACUUUCAUUAAGGAGGAACUGUGCGCCGCCGAGCUGCAUGCCACUUCCGUUGCAGCGGCACUAGAGCAGCAGCAGCAACAACAGAGCAACAGCAACAAGAAUGCACAGAGCGCCAAUAACAACAACAAUAAUAGCAUUGUCGCCAGCGGCACACAUAGCCAGAAAACGAACUCUGCCCCGAACUGCUCCACCUCCGCCACGAUUUCUUCCCCAACCGUGGCCGCGCUGGCAUUGGCGUUGGCAAAAGAGGCAAAUAGCGCCGGCAGCGAACCGCAACUGCAGGACAACCACGGUCUCAGCAUGAACACGCCAUCCGCCCAACAAGCGUCAACGCUGCCGUCGAAUAAGUGCGACAGCGGCAACAAUGGCAACAACCACAACAACAACAACGUCAAUAACAGCGCCAACAACAGCAGCGCAUCAACGCUGGCAAAUGUCUCAACUACGAAUGACCUCGCCGCCGCGGCCGCAGUUGUGCUCUCCUUACAGGGCACCAUGGUCAGCAGCCUCCAGCAGGCCGCACUCCUCCCCGUCAACUCACCUGCUGCAGCGGCGCUCAAUCUGCAAGCGCUGGAGUCGUACUUGGCACUACAGCGCAUUACCGGCAAAUCGGAUGUCUUCCGCUUCAAUACCAUAAACGCCAACAACAACAACAGCAGCGAUGGCAGUGGCGAUGGCGAAACAAGUGCCAGCCUCACCACAAGCGGCAUCAAUGCAGAAGAAACCAGCAACAACAACUAUAACUUAACUACAACGGUAACAACUGCGGCGCCAGCACAACAACAACAGCAACAAGAGCUGCAAGCUGUGGACACAACCAACCUAUGCCUCGAGGCGUCCAAAACGCAACGCAACGCCAACACGGCAAAUGCUAUACAGACGCUGUUGCAAAGUGCGGGCGCCACCGGCACUGACCUCUCCACCAGUGACCUCGGCGAUUGUGACCUGCCGUUGCUGGACGGCGAAGAGGGACUCUCGUUUGAGGCUGCUGAGCUCGAGAGUAGCUACAACAACUUCAUAUUCAACACCAACGCGUUCAACUGCCUUAACCAGCAGCAACAACAACAGCAGCAGCUGAACACACAGCAACAACAACAGCAAUCCCUAUCGGCUGAGAUCGAAUCGAUUUCAUCACUACAAGCCACCAUGUUCCAAGACAAGCUGAACCAUCAACAGCUGGUCAUAAAUGAAGGUGCCGCUGCCAGCGCUCUGAAUGAGGCGAGCGCCAUGAAUGCUGGCAGUGGCGGUGCGGGCGGUACGGCUGUUGCUGCCGCCGCUGCCAAUUCACAGCGCGCCAAAAAGCAGUUCAUUUGCAAAUUCUGUAAUCGCCAGUUCACUAAGUCCUACAAUCUACUCAUACACGAGCGCACGCACACCGACGAACGACCCUACUCGUGCGAUAUAUGCGGCAAAGCAUUCCGUCGGCAAGAUCACCUCAGAGAUCACAGAUACAUUCACUCAAAGGAGAAGCCCUUCAAGUGCGCCGAGUGCGGCAAAGGCUUCUGCCAAUCGCGCACCCUCGCCGUGCAUAAGAUUCUACACAUGGAGGAGUCGCCCCACAAAUGCCCGGUCUGCAAUCGCUCCUUCAAUCAGCGUUCCAAUCUAAAGACGCAUCUACUCACGCACACAGAUAUCAAGCCGUACAACUGCAGCUCCUGUGGCAAGGUCUUCCGACGUAACUGUGAUUUACGGCGCCACAGUCUAACACAUAACCUCGCCGGCAUGACAGGCAGCGGCUUAGGUCCUGGCAACGAGCAUCUGCUCUCACUACCCGUCAGCGUUGCGGACAUUUUCCACACCACGACUGGCGGCAACAGCGGUUCCAUAACGGCGUCACGUAAUUUGGACGCGAAGACGGUCACUCUCUUGCCCGCUUGCACCAAGGUCGGUAAUACGUCGUCUAUAGAUCUGAUUGCGGUGACUGAUUAAGUGAUAAGGCGCUCCAGAGCAAGGGGAGCGCAAAACAUUUGGCCUUAUAUUUGUGAUCUACACUAUACUGCACAGGACCCUGGUUCGUUUACAUUAAUUAGUGGGUGUGAAAAGCUGGAAAUAAGUUCCGAGUGGACAUUUUUAUUUUUGCAUUUAACGUACAUAGUUUCUUUAAGCAUAUUUUUCGCGUACUUACUUAUAUAUAGAUUUAUAUAUAUUCUGGAUAUUACUAGUUUAACUUUAAGUCUCUUGCGAUUAUUAGGCUUCCAAACAAUCUUAUCGUUCCAAACGUUCGACACAUUAGGCUAGUGCAAAUAGGUGUGCGCUCUCAGCAGCGCUUCACAUAUGACAAUACACACACACUCUUACAUACAUAUAUAUACUUAUACUUGCAAAGGCAUAACUAAAAUGAACUUAGCAUAGCGUCCAUAUACAUUAAGUGACUAGCAAAGUAAGUUUAAGUUUAAUUUUUUUAUUUUUCGUUUUCGUCUCUAAGGAUAUCGCAAAUACUACCUAUACAUACUUACAAAAAAACACAUAAAUAAAUAUGUUUAGUAUUUUGGUAUAAGUAUUCCGGAAUUUACUAUCUGCGAAGUUGCAUUAUCUGUCCGAUUUCGUGUAUUUGAAUAAAAAUCUAACUUCACACAUUGACUUGAA
Bactrocera dorsalis (oriental fruit fly) is the source of this 4510-nucleotide messenger RNA. It is a transcript of the gene sob, whose product is annotated as protein sister of odd and bowel. The transcript has 2 exons. The record is from RefSeq and is a predicted model, not a curated record. NCBI's taxonomy places the organism in Eukaryota, Metazoa, Arthropoda, Insecta, Diptera, Tephritidae. Gene Ontology annotation, biological process: embryonic pattern specification; embryo development; regulation of transcription by RNA polymerase II. The coding region runs from base 1553 to 3853 and encodes 766 amino acids. Gene Ontology annotation, molecular function: RNA polymerase II transcription regulatory region sequence-specific DNA binding; DNA-binding transcription factor activity, RNA polymerase II-specific. Gene Ontology annotation, cellular component: nucleus.